AUGUAUUCUUCCCAGAUUGCAACAAUGACCUCAAAUUCAAAUCCCAGUUUUGAUCAGCUCCGUUGGGUCAUUCAAAUCCGUCGAACACUCGACGAAGAGCUCGAAGACGAUACCGGGGUACCAGUCUGCAUCUUCAAUGUCCCCAAAACUCUAGUAGCUAGCAAACCAGAUUGCUACCUUCCUCAAGAAGUUGCUAUUGGCCCAUACCAUUACCGUCGGCCAGAGCUCUAUGAGAUGGAAAGAUACAAGGUUGCUGCUGCCAAGAGGACUCAAAAACAACUACAAAACCUCAAAUUUGAGAACCUUGUAGAUCAAUUGAUGAAACAUGAGCCCAGGAUCAGGGCUUGCUUCCAUAAGUACCUUGAUUUCAAUGGUGAAACACUAGCUUGGAUGGUUGCAGUGGAUGCUUGCUUCUUGCUUGAAUUCCUCUAUGUUUAUGCCAUCAAAGAAGACAAAGUCCUCAGACUACCAAUCCUCUCUACAAUGUCACAUUUGGUGGACUAUUCUGGAAGGAAAUCAGCUCAUAAUGCUCUCCUUAGAGAUAUUGUGAUGCUUGAGAAUCAAAUUCCUCUGUUCCUAUUGAGGAAGAUCUUGGAAGUCCAGUAUUCGUCGUUGGAUGCAGCCGACGAUUUACUGCAUUCCAUGUUAAUGGGUUUAUGCAAAGAGAUUUCUCCAUUGAAGAUGAUUGAGAGCUUCCCCUGCAGUAUCCAAGUUAGUGAUUGUGCACACUUGCUAGAUUCUCUGUACCAAAUUAUUGUGCCCACAUCAAAACUACAAUCAGAAAUGACUGAAGCCCCUGAAGAUCAAAAUGCUCCAGCCAAUGAAGACGAAAAAUUCGAGGAUUCAAGUUAUGUGAAGAAGCUAUUCAAUGAGAGAUGGAAGCUGCCAUCCAAAUUAAAAGAAGGCACGAUCAAAUGUCUUUCUCAAGCGUUAGUUGUAGUAAUCCUGAUGUACUUAAGUACAGAUGCAUCAGGUGUCGAUGUAAUCGGAAAGCUGCGAUUAGGAUCUCAGAGACUAUGGAGAAUCCAAAUAGACUCUUUUACGGGUGCCCAAAGUUUACAUGUAACUACUUCGCUUGGUGUGAUCCUAUAAAUGCACCAACAACGGAGUCUCCGCGUAAAGAAGUCCCAAUAAACAAUCUCGCACAUGACUUUCGAGAAAUGCAAGAAGAGGUGCGGAGGUUGCGAGAGGAGGUGCGGAGGUUGCAAGAGGAGGUGUGGGUGUUACGAGAGGAGGUGCGACUGUCGCGAGAGGAGAUGCCAGGGUUGCAAGAGGAGAUGCACAGUGAAAAAUUUAGAAUUGAUGAAGUGGAAAAAUUUGUUGGAUCGGUGAAUGUUGUAGCCAACUUUGUAUUUGUUUUUUCAGUCGGUGUAUUUGUAGCAAUUGUGAUUGGUAGAAGAAUGUGAUGAUGUUUUGUAAUUGAAGGAGAUGUUAGUAAUGAAAUGGUGUUCUCUUUUUGGUGUUU
Molecule: messenger RNA, 1465 nt
Organism: Macadamia integrifolia
Lineage: Eukaryota; Viridiplantae; Streptophyta; Magnoliopsida; Proteales; Proteaceae
Product: putative UPF0481 protein At3g02645
Exons: 2
Coding region: 1-1092 (363 amino acids)
Source: RefSeq, a predicted model, not a curated record